CUUCUAUAGUUCGUCAUCACUUGUGUGACAGUUCAUCCUAGAGCGGGGGUCGGCCGAUCACCCGCUCAAGAUUUUAAAGAUUUUGCGAUACCGAUUACGGCGGGAUGGGUGACUCCUUGGACGGCUCCGGGGAACCGUCCCCGGAGUCUCAGAUCGUUACAGUCGUAGGAUAUUGGGAUUUCGCUAAUUAUUUAAAAAAGGUUGUACUGGUACUUCUACCUGACGAAGAUGUGGUACCACCCGCGUUCGUUUCUGCCCUCGACGACAAGACCAAUCAAGAGUGUAUAAAAAAAUUUUUGAAUGAUUCCCAAGUGUGGGCGCUUUACAUACAAAGGAAUUCCAGUAAAGAGGAAGAUACCAAUGAAACAGAUGAAGAAAAAGAGAAUUCUGUUUUCUAUAUAUCAAAUGAGAUACAUUUUACUAGUCCUAAAAUGGCCUCCUUAGUUAUAACUAAACGUGGAGCGAUAAUCGAAGCUGAUAAGAGUAUUCAUUCGCAAGUGCGUCUAGUAACCUUCUCGGAUGGACCACCUUACGAAACAUUGCAUGCUAUAAGCAAAACUAUGGCUCCAUAUUUUAAAAGCUAUGUAAAAGAAACUGGUCGCGCGGACCGAGACGGCGAUAAAAUGGCACCGACCGUCGAAAAGAAAAUAGCAGAACUUGAAAUGGGUUUACUACAUUUACAACAAAAUAUAGAUAUUCCUGAAAUUUCGCUUCAAAUUCAUCCAGUUGUCGCACAAGUAAUUAAACAAUGCGCGGAAGAAAAUCGUAAGCCCAAAGUUGCCGAUUUCGGCGAUAAAGUUGAAGAUUCAACAUUCCUGAACUUACUACAAAAUGGUGUAAAUAGAUGGAUAAAGGAAAUUCAAAAGGUCACUAAACUAAAUCGCGAUCCAGAAUCGGGCACUGCUCUCCAAGAGAUUUCGUUCUGGUUAAAUCUGGAAAGAGCAUUGCACCGGAUACAAGAGAAACGAGAGAGUAUAGAGAUUUCUUUAACUUUGGAUAUACUCAAACAUGGGAAGAGGUUCCACGCGACCGUUAGUUUUGAUACAGAUACCGGUCUGCAACAAGCGUUAGCCACCGUCAAUGACUACAAUCCACUGAUGAAGGACUUCCCAAUUAACGAUUUACUAUCGGCUACAGAACUUGAAAGAAUACGAAUUAGCAUUCAGCAGAUUUUUAUGCAUCUACGGAAAAUUAGAAGCACAAAAUACCCUACUCAGAGAGCAUUAAAGUUGAUAGAAGCCAUCUCCAGAGAUCUAGGACAGCAACUUCUAAAAGUGUUGGGUACAAGAAGGUUAAUGCACAUUCCAUUUGAUGAGUUUGAAAAAGUUAUGGGACAGUGUUUCGAAGUAUUUAAUACGUGGGACGACGAAUACGAAAAGUUAACUGGACUAUUAAGAGACAUUAUGAAGAAGAAACGCGACGAACACAUGAAAAUGGUAUGGAGAAUUUCGCCGAUGCACAAAAAGUUAGAAGCUAGAAUGGAACACAUGCGACAAUUCCGUCGACAUCACGAGCAACUCAGGACAGUUAUCGUUCGAGUACUUAGACCUACGGUUCAUCAAAAUAAUAGUAACGCCACGUUGGAAAAUUCUGAUAACGAUAAGGUUGAAUUUGCUUUAAAUGCGGCAGAUGCAAACGCCAUCAACGAAGUAAAUUUGGCAUACGAGAACGUGAAAGAAAUCGAUUGCCUUGAUAUUACCAAAGAGGGUCUUGACUCCUGGAAAGCUGCUGUUCAUAGGUACGAAGAACGAAUCGAAAGAGUUGAAGCACGAAUCACGGCUCACCUCAGAGAUCAAUUAGGUACUGCGAAGAAUGCAAACGAAAUGUUUAGAAUCUUUUCACGCUUUAAUGCGCUUUUCGUGAGACCGCAUAUUCGGGGAGCUAUUAGGGAAUACCAGACACAGUUAAUACAAAGAGUGAAAGACGAUAUCGAAGCUUUACACGAAAAGUUUAAGGUUCAAUAUGGACAAAGUAAAUGCUGUAACAUGAGUAUAGUUAGAGAUUUGCCUCCCGUCGCCGGAUCCAUUAUUUGGGUUAAACAAAUAGAUUACCAGCUCACAAUGUACUUAAAACGGGUUGAAGAUGUAUUAGGAAAAGGAUGGGAAAGUUAUGUCGAAGGUCAAAAAUUAAAGGCGGAUGGAGACAGUUUUCGUAUGAAACUGUCUACUCAAGAGAUAUUUAAUGAGUGGGCACGGAAAGUACAACAAAGAAAUUUCGGUGUUACCGGAAGGAUUUUUACGAUAGACAAUGUACGAUCACGAACGGCACGAGGCAACGUAUUGAAAUUGAAAGUGAAUUUUCUUCCUGAAAUUAUCACGUUAUCGAAGGAAGUGAGGAACUUAAGGAACCUCGGUUUUCGUGUACCUUUACCAAUUGUGAAUAAAGCGCAUCAAGCCAAUCAGCUGUAUCCAUUUGCAAUUAGCUUGAUCGACAGCAUCAGAACUUACGAGAGAACACUUGAGAAGCUUACCAAUCGGAGCCCCCACUGCCCCGCAUUGAAGAUCGAAGAUAAAGCCAGUAUCGUACCUUUGGUCGCAGGAAUGCGCAACGAUGUUUUAACGCUUAUUUCCGAGGGAAUUGCACUGAUUUGGGAAAGUUACAAAUUGGACCCGUACGUGCAACGUCUUUCCGAUGUUGUCGUUUCGUUUCAAGAGAAAGUCGAAGAUCUUGUGGUGGUUGAAGAACAACUGGACGUGGAUGUUCGUUCUCUUGAAACGUGUCCAUAUUCAGCGAACACCUUUGCCGAUAUACUUUCGAAGAUUCAGAAAGCUGUGGACGAGCUGUCUUUGAAAAACUAUUCGAACUUGAAUAUUUGGGUAUCCAGACUCGACGAGGAAGUAGAAAAGAAUUUAGCCGCCAGAUUAGAAGCUGGAAUAAAGGCAUGGACUGAUGCGCUUACUGGUCAAAAGAAGGAAGUGGAUUUGAGCAUGGACACCGAUGCACCCUCCCAACCUACACACAAACCUGGUGGCGAUCCUAAGAUCCAGAAUCAAAUUCAUGAAGUGCGCAUAACGAAUCAGACAAUGUAUUUGUAUCCAAGUAUCGAGGACGCGAGAUUCCAAAUAAUGCAACAACUAUUUGCGUGGCAAGCGAUCGUCACAUCGCAAAUGCGACUUCAAAGUUCGAGGUAUCAAGUAGGUUUAGACAAACCUGAAUCGGGUACCUAUAGGAAUCUGCUCACGAAAUUGCCCAAUGGGAAGCAACCCUUGGAAGCAGCUUACAAUGCUGUCGAAUCUAAAAUGAAAGAUGUUGCCGAUUACGUGGAUCAAUGGUUACGUUACCAGGCGCUCUGGGAUCUUCAGCCAGAUAAUUUAUAUGGAAAAUUGGGCGAAAAUAUAAACUUGUGGAUGAAAUGUUUGAACGAUAUUAAGAAGACUAGAACUACGUUCGAUACAUCUGACACGCGACGUGAAUUUGGUCCUGUGAUAAUUGAUUACGCGAAGGUACAAAGUAAAGUAUCUUUGAAAUACGAUUCAUGGCACAAAGAGACGUUAGGUAAAUUCGGAACACUUCUCGCUAAUGAAAUGGCAAGCUUUCAUUCCCAUGUAUCAAAGUCCAGAAGCGAUUUGGAACAACAAUCCAUCGAAGCUGCUAGCACAUCCGACGCAGUUGGACUUAUAACUUAUGUCCAAUCUUUGAAACGCAAAAUGAAAGCAUGGGAGAAACAAGUUGAUGUAUAUCGCGAAAGCCAGAGAAUAUUGGAGCGUCAAAGGUUUCAGUUUCCAUCCUCGUGGUUGCACGUGGAUAACAUAGAGGGUGAAUGGGGAGCGUUCAACGAAAUACUAAAGAGAAAAGACACGAGCAUACAAACACAGGUCGCGUCAUUGCAAAUGAAGAUUGUCGCAGAAGAUAAAGCGGUUGAAAUAAGAACUACCGAUUUCCUGAACGAUUGGGAAAGAGGUAAACCAGUCGAGGGUCAUUUACGGCCAGAUGAUGCAUUGCAACAAUUGCAGCUAUUCGAAAGUAAAUUUGCUCGAUUAAAAGAAGAAAGGGAUAAUGUAGCAAAGGCUAAAGAAGCUUUAGAAUUACAAGAACCGGGAGGAGUGUCCACCAGCGAGGAUAGAAUGCAAGUAGUGUUCGAGGAGCUCCAAGACUUGAGAGGAGUUUGGUCAGAAUUGUCGAAGAUAUGGACACAGAUCGAUGAAACUCGAGAGAAACCCUGGUUGUCCGUUCAACCACGAAAAUUGCGUCAACAAUUGGACACGAUGAUGGCACAAUUGAAAGAACUACCAGCUAGGCUCAGACAGUACUCUUCGUAUGAAUACGUCAAGAAGAUGCUGCAAAGUUACACGAAAGUUAAUAUGUUAAUCGUCGAAUUGAAAUCUGAUGCUUUGAAAGAGAGGCACUGGAAACAGUUAACGAAGCAGCUUCGCGUCAAUUGGGUGUUAAGCGAACUCACUCUUGGCCAAGUUUGGGAUGUAAAUCUGCAGAAAAACGAAGGAAUAGUCAAAGACAUUAUUCUGGUUGCACAGGGUGAAAUGGCGCUAGAAGAAUUUUUGAAACAAGUCCGAGAAUCCUGGCAAACAUAUGAAUUGGAUUUAAUAAAUUACCAAAAUAAAUGUAAAUUAAUUCGCGGUUGGGAUGACCUCUUUAACAAGGUCAAAGAACACAUCAAUUCGGUAGCUGCUAUGAAACUGUCGCCUUACUAUAAGGUAUUCGAGGAAGAAGCGUUGACUUGGGAAGAGAAACUCAAUAGAAUCAACGCAUUAUUCGAUGUCUGGAUAGACGUUCAGAGACGUUGGGUUUACUUGGAAGGUAUCUUCUCAGGCAGUGCCGACAUCAAAACAUUAUUGCCCGUCGAGACGUCUCGUUUCCAGAGUAUCAGCUCCGAGUUUCUUGGUUUGAUGAAGAAAGUAUCGAAAUCUCCUAUGGUCAUGGACGUUCUCAAUAUUCCUGGCGUGCAAAGGGCACUCGAACGGUUAGCUGAUUUGCUUGGGAAAAUACAGAAAGCUUUGGGAGAAUAUCUCGAAAGAGAACGCACGUCAUUCCCGCGAUUUUAUUUCGUGGGCGACGAAGACUUGUUGGAGAUCAUCGGUAACAGUAAAAACAUCGCGAGGUUACAAAAGCAUUUCAAAAAGAUGUUUGCCGGCGUGGCAGCCAUACUCUUAAACGAAGACAACACCGUUAUUACCGGCAUAGCAUCUCGUGAAGGAGAGGAAGUGUUGUUCCAGAAUCCAGUGUCUACUGUCGACCACCCUAAAAUUAACGAGUGGUUGAGCCUCGUAGAAAAAGAGAUGAGAGUUACGUUGGCUUCGAGUCUUGCGAGAGCAGUACAAGACAUCAAACAAUUCAAAGACGGCAAUAUCAAUGCACAAGCGUUCAUGACAUGGUGCGAUUACUACCAAGCUCAAAUCAUUGUUCUAGCUGCCCAAAUUUUAUGGUCAGAGGACGUUGAAGCAGCUUUGCACGAAUCGCAAAGCGAUCCGAGUAAGAACCCCUUGGAAAGAGUAUUGCUCCAAGUCGAGAAUACGUUGAAUGUUUUAGCGGAUUCUGUUCUUCAAGAGCAGCCUGCUUUGAGGCGAAAAAAGCUGGAACAUUUAAUCAACGAGUUUGUGCACAAACGCACAGUAACCAGGAGAUUGAUCGCUAACAACAUUACUAAUCCAAAGGCAUUUGAAUGGUUGUGCGAAAUGAGAUUCUAUUUUGAUCCUAGACAAACCGAAGUUCUGCAACAGCUUACGAUACACAUGGCAAAUGCUAAAUUCUUUUACGGAUUUGAAUACUUGGGAGUACAAGAUAGAUUGGUUCAGACACCUCUGACAGACAGGUGUUACUUAACGAUGACUCAAGCUUUAGAAGCACGUCUCGGAGGUUCUCCGUUUGGACCGGCGGGAACAGGAAAAACUGAGUCGGUGAAAGCUUUGGGACAUCAGCUUGGAAGAUUUGUAUUGGUGUUCAAUUGCGACGAGACCUUCGAUUUUCAAGCUAUGGGUCGUAUCUUUGUUGGUCUUUGUCAAGUCGGUGCGUGGGGUUGUUUCGACGAAUUCAAUCGUUUAGAAGAGCGUAUGCUCUCAGCUGUUUCUCAACAAGUACAAACUAUUCAAGAAGCAUUGAAAAGUCAGAUGGAAGGGAAAAAAGAAGGAAUGCUUUGCGUAGAAUUGGUUGGCAAACAAGUCAAGGUAUCCACGGACAUGGCUAUCUUUAUUACAAUGAAUCCAGGCUACGCGGGACGAUCAAAUCUUCCUGAUAACUUGAAGAAACUCUUCAGAUCAUUGGCGAUGACUACACCGGAUAGGCAAUUGAUAGCCGAGGUCAUGCUUUUCAGUCAAGGAUUCAGAUCGGCUGAAAAAUUAGCGUGCAAAAUUGUACCGUUCUUCAAGUUAUGCGAUGAACAACUAUCUAAUCAAUCCCAUUACGAUUUUGGUCUUCGAGCACUGAAAUCUGUGCUCAUUUCCGCUGGAAAUGUUAAACGCGAUCGCAUUCAGAAAAUCAAGGAAGGCAUGCACAGUCGCGGCGAAACGAAUAUCGACGAGGCCUCGAUCGCUGAAAAUUUGCCAGAGCAAGAAAUUCUUAUCCAAUCCGUUUGCGAAACGAUGGUACCGAAAUUGGUCGCCGAAGAUAUUCCGUUGCUGUUUAGUUUACUGAACGAUGUAUUCCCGAAUGUAAAUUACACGCGUGCUGAAAUGAAAGGAUUGAAAGAUCAGAUCAGGAAGGUGUGUAUGGAAGAGUAUCUCGUAUGCGGCGAAGGCGACGAGCAAGGAGGAGCUUGGCAAGAAAAGGAAAUGGUCGGUGUGACCUGGCUAGGAAAGGUACUUCAACUGUAUCAAAUCUGCAACCUGAAUCACGGACUGAUGAUGGUCGGGCCCAGUGGUUCUGGAAAGACGAUGGCGUGGAAGGUGCUCUUAAAAGCUUUGGAAAGAUUCGAAGGAGUGGAAGGCGUUGCUCACGUGAUCGAUCCUAAAGCAAUCAGCAAAGAAAUGUUAUACGGUGUGUUGGAUCCGAACACACGCGAAUGGACGGAUGGUCUCUUCACGCAUAUUCUCAGAAAAAUUAUCGACAAUGUAAGAGGAGAAAUUAAUAAGAGACAGUGGAUUAUAUUCGACGGCGACGUGGAUCCAGAAUGGGUCGAGAAUUUGAAUUCCGUACUGGACGACAAUAAACUGCUCACGCUACCAAACGGCGAACGUUUGAGCUUACCACCAAAUGUAAGAGUUAUGUUUGAAGUUCAAGAUCUAAAAUACGCCACGUUAGCUACUGUCUCCCGUUGCGGUAUGGUUUGGUUCUCCGAAGAUGUGCUUUCCACGGAAAUGAUAUUCGAACACUACAUGUUACGUUUGAGACACAUUCCACUCGAGGAUGGAGAAGAAGACAAUCUAAGCAAAAAGACAUCUGAUAAAGAGGAUACUGUGUCACCUGCGUUGUCAGUGCAGAGAGAAGUUGCUAGUAUUUUACAGAGCUACUUUGCUCCAGAUGGAUUAGUAGUGAGAUGCUUGGAAUAUGCCAUGAAACAGGAACACAUAAUGGACUUUACGCGUUUGCGAGCGUUGAGCUCUUUAUUCUCCAUGUUAAACCAAUCUGUGCGCAAUGUUCUGCAAUACAAUCAUUCUCACACAGAUUUUCCUUUGCCGAGUGAGCAACUCGAGCGUUACAUGCCAAAGUGUUUAGUAUACGCUUUACUAUGGAGCUUUGCAGGAGACGCAAAGCUGAAAGUUAGAUCCGACUCAGGAGAUUUUGUUAGAUCCAUCACAACCGUACCUCUGCCAACGCAAAGUAAUAUUCCUAUUAUUGACUUCGAAGUCAGCAUUCAUGGUGAAUGGUUGCCUUGGAGUAACAAGGUGCCCCAGAUCGAAGUGGAAACCCACAAGGUCGCUAGUCCAGACAUUGUAGUACCAACUCUGGACACUGUCAGGCACGAAAGUCUACUUUACACGUGGCUGGCGGAGCACAAACCACUAGUGCUCUGUGGACCACCGGGUUCUGGUAAAACCAUGACGCUUUUCUCUGCCCUGCGAGCGUUGCCUGAUAUGGAAGUCGUUGGUCUUAACUUUUCAUCGGCUACUACUCCCGAGUUACUGCUCAAAACAUUUGAUCACUACUGCGAAUAUCGUAAAACCCCGAAUGGCGUUGUACUAUCUCCAGUGCAAUUAGGCAAAUGGCUGGUUCUGUUCUGCGACGAGAUCAAUUUACCUGAUAUGGAUAAUUAUGGAACGCAACGUGUAAUCUCGUUCUUGAGACAAUUGGUAGAGCACAGGGGUUUCUAUCGAACUAGCGAUCAAGCAUGGGUUACUUUGGAAAGAAUUCAGUUUGUCGGUGCUUGCAAUCCACCAACAGACCCCGGUAGGAAACCUCUGAGCCAUAGAUUCCUACGACACGUACCAAUCAUUUAUGUCGACUAUCCGGGAGAGACAUCCUUGAAACAAAUCUACGGUACAUUCACUCGUGCUAUGCUUAGGCUAACUCCUUCCUUGAGGGGUUACGCGGAGCCAUUAACAAAUGCCAUGGUAGAGUUCUACCUAGCGUCGCAAGAGAGAUUUACUCAAGACAUGCAACCACAUUACGUUUACUCUCCACGCGAGAUGACUAGAUGGGUGCGCGGUAUCUGCGAAGCGAUCAGACCUCUCGACAAUCUAUCGGUCGAAGGUCUGGUACGUUUAUGGGCUCACGAGGCUCUUCGUCUCUUCCAAGACAGACUGGUGGAAGAUUCUGAGAGAGCUUGGACUAAUAAGAAUAUUGACACCGUUGCCAUGAGACACUUUAUGGGCGUCGACAGAGAAAGAGCAUUAGCCAGGCCUAUUUUGUACAGCAACUGGUUAUCGAAGGAUUACGUGCCAGUCAAUCGACAAGAACUGCGAGAUUACGUUAGGGCAAGAUUGAAAGUAUUCUACGAAGAAGAACUGGACGUGCCUCUGGUACUCUUUGACGAAGUUCUCGAUCACGUUCUACGGAUUGACAGAAUCUUCCGUCAGCCUCAGGGACAUUUGUUACUCAUUGGUGUCUCUGGAGCUGGCAAGACGACUCUGUCUAGAUUCGUUGCGUGGAUGAACGGCUUAUCCAUCUUCCAAAUAAAGGUACACAAUAAAUACACCGGCGAAGAUUUCGACGAAGAUUUACGCCAAGUACUGAGACGUUCUGGUUGUAAGGAUGAAAAGAUAGCGUUCAUUCUCGACGAGUCUAACGUGUUGGAUUCUGGCUUCCUCGAGCGAAUGAAUACGUUGCUUGCGAACGGUGAGGUACCUGGACUGUUCGAAGGUGACGAAUAUACAACGCUGAUGACGCAGUGCAAAGAAGGAGCACAGCGCGAGGGCCUUAUGCUAGAUUCUAAUGAAGAACUGUACAAAUGGUUUACUGGUCAAGUUAUGAAGAAUUUGCACGUGGUGUUCACAAUGAAUCCUAGCACAGAUGGACUCAAAGAUCGAGCCGCGACCUCGCCUGCGUUGUUCAACAGAUGCGUGUUGAAUUGGUUCGGCGAUUGGUCGGACGAUGCGCUCUUCCAAGUCGGAAAGGAAUUCACCAGUCGCGUAGAUUUGGAACGACCCUCGUGGAAAUGUCCAGAUUUCUUCCCAUCUGUUUGCUCGCUGAUUCCGUCGCAACCCUUGCAUAGAGACGCCGUUAUAAACGCUUGCGUUUACGUUCACCAAACGUUGCACAAGGCCAACGCUAGACUGGCAAAACGAGGCAGCAGAACCAUGGCGAUCACACCGCGUCAUUACUUGGACUUCAUCAAUCAUUUCGUGAAAUUGUAUCAGGAGAAGAGGAGCGACUUGGAGGAACAGCAAUUGCAUCUGAACGUCGGUUUAAGUAAAAUCGCGGAAACGGUGGAGCAGGUGGAAGAAAUGCAAAAAAGCUUGGCUAUCAAAUCUCAGGAACUGCAUGCAAAGAAUGAAGCCGCUAACGCGAAAUUGCGACAAAUGGUUAAAGAUCAGCAAGAAGCAGAAAAGAAGAAGGUACAAAGUCAAGAAAUUCAGCAGCAAUUGGCGAUACAGACGGUGACCAUUAAUCAAAAGAGAGACGACGUUAUGGCUGAUUUAGCACAAGUCGAACCAGCUGUCAUCGACGCACAAAACGCUGUGAAAUCGAUAAAGAAACAACAUUUAGUCGAAGUUCGGUCCAUGGCAAAUCCGCCGGCAAUCGUGAAGGUCGCGUUGGAGUCUAUCUGCUUAUUGCUCGGUGAAAAUGCCAGUGAUUGGAAAUCUAUCCGCGCUGUCAUCAUGAGGGACAAUUUUAUCAAUACUAUUGUCUCUAAUUUCAGUACCGAGGACAUUACCGAUGAGGUGAGAGAGAAAAUGAAGAGUCGCUACCUAAGCAAUCCCGACUACAACUUUGAAAAAGUUAAUCGAGCCAGCUUGGCUUGCGGACCUCUCGUCAAAUGGGCUACUGCACAGAUUGAAUAUGCAGACAUGUUGAAACGCGUAGAGCCUCUGAGAGACGAGCUCCACUCGUUGGAACGACAGGCUGAAACGAACAUGCAGAAAGGCGAAGAAGUGAAAAAUUUAAUCGCUCAACUCGAGCAAAGUAUAGCCUCGUACAAGGAAGAAUAUGCUCAGCUAAUUUCUCAAGCUCAAGCUAUCAAAGCUGACUUGGAGAGCGUGCAAGCCAAAGUCGAUCGUUCUAUUGCUUUACUCAAAUCCUUGGUAAUCGAAAGGGAACGAUGGGAAGCGACGAGCGAAACAUUCAAGAGUCAAAUGUCCACGAUAAUCGGAGACGUUCUCUUGUCGUCCGCCUUCCUGGCUUAUGCUGGGUAUUUCGACCAACACUACCGGCAAAAUUUGUUUAGUACUUGGUGUGAACAUCUACAACACGCUAAUCUACAAUUCCGAGCUGAUAUAGCUAGAACGGAAUAUCUCUCUAAUCCCGACGAGCGAUUGAGGUGGCAAGCUAACGCGCUGCCAACAGACGAUCUUUGCAAUGAAAAUGCUAUCAUGCUGAAACGCUUCAACAGAUAUCCGUUGAUCAUCGAUCCAUCUGGACAAGCAACUGAAUUUAUAAUGAAUGAAUUCAAGGAUCGAAAGAUCACCAAGACGAGCUUCUUGGACGACUCGUUUAGGAAGAAUCUUGAGAGCGCUCUUCGUUUUGGCAAUCCCCUAUUGGUGCAAGAUGUCGAAAAUUACGAUCCGAUAUUAAAUCCUGUACUCAACAGAGAAUUAAGAAGGACAGGCGGACGUGUACUCAUCACUCUUGGUGAUCAGGAUAUCGAUCUUUCGCCGUCUUUCGUGAUUUUCUUGUCCACGAGAGACCCAACGGUGGAGUUCCCGCCGGAUAUCUGCUCUCGUGUCACCUUCGUUAACUUCACCGUUACUAGAAGCUCUCUACAGAGUCAGUGUUUGAAUCAAGUCUUGAAAGCCGAGCGACCCGACAUAGACGAAAAGAGAUCCGAUUUGUUGAAGUUGCAAGGUGAAUUCCAUUUGCGACUACGGCAGCUCGAGAAAUCGUUGCUUCAAGCACUGAACGACGCCAAGGGAAAGAUUCUCGACGAUGAUUCUGUGAUAACUACCCUCGAAACAUUGAAACAAGAAGCUGCUGACAUUAGCAAGAAGGUCGAGGAGACGGAUAAAGUGAUAGCAGAAAUUGAAACGGUUUCUCAGCAAUAUAUGCCUUUGUCUCAAGCCUGUUCAAACAUGUACUUCACGAUGGACAGUUUGAAUCAAGUACACUUCUUAUACCAGUAUUCCCUGCAAAUGUUUUUGGACGUUUUCACAUCCGUUUUGUCUCAGAACCCAAGACUGACCAAUAUUACCGAUUAUACUCAGCGGUUGUCCGUUAUUAUCAGCGACUUAUUCUCUGCCUGUUACGAGCGCGUUGGACGUGGAAUGUUGCACACGGAUAGAUUAACAUUUGCAUUGUUAUUGUGCAGAAUACAUUUGAAAGGAAUCGCCACGGAAUCCACGUACGACAGCGAAUUCACGUUCUUCUUGCGGGGCAAAGAAGGCGUUCUAAAUAUUCGAGGACCUCUUGCACCUAAUCUAAGCUCGGAGCAGCAGGAAGCCAUGAUGCGUUUGAGUCUCAGGUUGCCAGCUUUCAAGAAACUGUCCGUGAAGAUUCAAGAGAACGCGGAGUUCAACGCGUGGUUGCAAUCACCGACCCCAGAGACCUGUGUCCCGAAACUUUGGGACGAAGAGAAGCCACUGACUCCUAUAGGAACGUCUAUGCACCAGUUGUUAGUGAUUCAAGCCUUCAGACCUGAUCGCGUAAUAGCCGCUGCGACUCUGGUCGUAACAUCUGCUUUGGGAGAAUCCUUCAUGGCCGCCGCAGAAGCUGAACUCGAUUUUGCUUCGGUUGUGGAGAAUGAACUUAAAGCCACAGUUCCUGCUUUGCUAUGCUCGGUGCCUGGUUUCGACGCCUCCGGUAGGGUUGAUGAUCUGGCUGCCGAGUCUGGCAAACAGAUAGCCAGCAUUGCUAUAGGGUCUUCGGAAGGAUUCAAUCAAGCCGACAGAGCGAUAAACAUGGCUGUUAAAGCUGGUAGAUGGGUAUUAUUGAAGAACGUUCACUUAGCCCCACAAUGGUUGGUGCAACUCGAAAAGAAAUUGCAUAGUCUGCAACCACACGCCAGCUUCAGACUGUUCUUGACCAUGGAGAUCAAUCCUAAAGUACCUGUGAAUCUGCUCAGAGCUGGUAGAAUAUUCGUCUUCGAGCCACCACCUGGCAUCAGAGCAAAUCUGCUACGAACGUUCAGCACUAUACCCGCGUCGAGAAUGAUGAAAGCACCCAACGAAAGAGCUCGUCUCUAUUUCUUGUUAGCGUGGUUCCACGCCAUCGUUCAAGAACGUCUUCGUUAUGCACCAUUAGGAUGGGCCAAACAUUACGAAUUCAACGAAAGCGACUUAAGAGUAGCUUGCGAUACUCUGGAUACGUGGAUAGAGACCACCGCCAUGGGUAGAACUAACUUACCUCCGGAGAAAGUGCCUUGGGAUGCUGUGGUGACGCUACUCUCUCAAUGUAUAUACGGUGGAAAGAUCGACAAUGAUUUCGACCAACGUCUGCUGACGUCGUUCCUUCGAAAACUCUUUACACCGAGGUCCUUCGAAGCAGACUUCGCGCUAGUUGCUAACAUCGAUGCAUCUCAAGCAAGUCAAAGAAAUAUUACCAUGCCUGAUGGUACGAGGCGCGACCAUUUCCUGAAGUGGAUCGAAUCGCUGUCCGAUAGACAAACACCUUCCUGGCUCGGGCUACCCAACAACGCUGAGAAAGUACUGCUCACGACCAGAGGAACAGAUUUGGUGUCGAAGUUGUUGAAGAUGCAGCAAUUGGAAGAUGAAGAUGAAUUGGCGUAUUCGAACGAUGAAUCUUUGAACACGCCUAGAGAAGCGGAGGGUGACGGACGACCGUCGUGGAUGAGAACGUUGCAUAAUUCGGCUUCCACGUGGUUACAGUUGCUUCCAAAGAAUUUGCCAACUUUGAGGAGGACUGUAGAGAACAUAAAGGAUCCGCUUUACCGAUACUUCGAGAGGGAAGUCAACAGUGGCGCUAAAUUGCUCCAAGAUGUGAUUCACGAUUUAGAGGAUGUAGUCUUGAUUUGUCAGGGUAAGAAGAAGCAGACCAACUAUCACAGGACCAUGUUAUCGGAGUUAGUGAAGGGCAUUUUACCUGGUGGUUGGAGACGAUAUACCGUGCCUAGGGGUUGCACUGUAAUACAGUGGAUAACUGAUUUUAGCCAUAGGGUGUCACAGUUGCAGGAAGUUUCACGGCUAGUAUCUCAAGGAGGGGCUAAAGAGAUCAAGAGUUUUCCCGUUUGGCUUGGUGGAUUGCUGAAUCCUGAAGCGUACAUUACGGCAACGAGACAAUGUAUAGCGCAAGCGAACAGUUGGUCACUCGAAGAACUUCAGUUGGAUGUAACCAUAGGAGAUGGUGACAAUAUCGCAACCGACGACUGUUCGUUCGCUGUAACUGGCCUUAAGCUGCAAGGAGCACAAUGCAAGGAUAAUCAGCUUUACUUGACUUCGACCAUAAUGACCGACUUACCAGUUACCAUGUUGAGAUGGAUACGUUCUGCCACCGAGGAAGUUCGUAAGGGCAAACUGUCCUUACCAGUUUACCUGAACAGCACACGUACCGAGUUACUGUUUACCGUCGAUUUAAACAUUGCUCCUAGUCAAGAUCCUCACAGUUUCUACGAGAGAGGAGUCGCCGUUCUUACAUCCACAGCUUUGAAUUAAUAUCUUUAAAACUAGUUAAUUGUAUCGCCUUCGUGAGCAAGUCUCUCGAACGGGGAUCAAUCCCGUAUCAAAAUUGGCGAUACUUAAAAUAACGUUAACGAUAAUAUUACUUUGCAACGACUUAAUUAACACUUAUAAUUCCGAGAUGGACAAAUGAACUCCUCGAAGCUACUACUCUCCGCAUAUAGUGUAAGAUUUUAUGGAGAUAUUUAUUUAUCUGUCCGUUUUCAAUUAUUUAUGAGCUGACCAUUUAAGGAAUACUGAAUUUUAUUCGUUUAGAAUAGUAACUUCUUCGAAUCCUGGGCGACGCUCGCGUAACUUUGUAUUGGAUCUUCGAGGUGGAAACGUUUGUCCAUUACUCCCGACGUAAUAAAUAAAUAUAUCUAUGGUAAAGAAAUUAUUUAACGCAUCAAGAGGUUUUUUCUGCACAUUCUGUAAACGUGUAAUGAAACGAACUGUUCUAUUCGACGAUUAGCAUAAUCGAGGAAGAUGCGAGACAUCUGUCCGAAGGUCGUCGUUUCGAUAACGAGGUUGUAAUAUACAUAGUUUAUUUAGUUUUGUAUACGUUCGAAACUGAAAGACCGCUUUAUGUAACAAAGUUACGUUGCGUUUGCUUAAGUGUAAGUACUAAGGUACUGUAGAAUUUAUAUUAUUUGAAUGGCAUCUAAUAAAUAACUUACUGUGCUAUA
This is a messenger RNA of Hylaeus volcanicus, 14779 nucleotides long. RefSeq names its product dynein heavy chain, cytoplasmic (gene Dhc64C). The record is from RefSeq and is a predicted model, not a curated record. Gene Ontology annotation, cellular component: dynein complex. The coding region runs from base 105 to 14090 and encodes 4661 amino acids. The transcript is spliced from 22 exons. NCBI's taxonomy places the organism in Eukaryota, Metazoa, Arthropoda, Insecta, Hymenoptera, Colletidae. Gene Ontology annotation, biological process: microtubule-based movement. Gene Ontology annotation, molecular function: ATP binding; dynein light intermediate chain binding; ATP hydrolysis activity.